UUGGAGUCAAGUGGAGCUGCUGCAGUUUAUGCUGACGCUAUGAAUUCGCAGAGGGCAGAUUCGAACUAGCAGCAGGCUCAGCAUCACGCGGGCAGAUGCGUUUCACCUUCCCCCGUCAUCCGACGCACGCUACCGGCCGGCGGACGCGGAGUGGACACGGAGUGGACGGGGACGUGGACACGGAGACCCGGCGGCUGCAGCCAUGGCGCGGCGCUCCGGCAGAGGGAACCCCGGAACGGAGCGGGCUGUCCCCGCCUGACUUGAAGGGUUAAAGACACAUAAUGACCGAAUUAGAAGCCGCUGGUGUGGUGGAGCCUCCCCCACCCUAUAUCAUCUUUCUGGUGGUCUUCUUGUUCUUCAUGACUGGACUGCUGGGUUUCCUCAUCUGUCACCUGCUGAAAAAGAAGGGCUACCGCUGCCGAACUGGGGAUUUGGAUGAAGAGGAGGAUGAGGAGGAGGAGAAGCUUGGAGAAAGUGCAGAUGAGGACAAUGAGGACAACCAGGACACAGUGGAGCAGAUCCUUAAGUGUAUCAUAGAAAAUGAAGCUAAUAUGGAGGCCUUCAAUGAGAUGCUGGGAAACCACAACAUCUGCGUGCGCCAUGAUCCCAGGUUUCGUAAGGAGUCCAUUGGUGGUGCUCCUCCGCAUUUUCACACCGUCCACUCAGGCACCGACCACAACUCCUGCCACCUCUGUGCCCAAGUUCGCUCUAAAAAGGCUUGCCGACCCAGCAGAACGCCUCGCGUCAAACAGCGUCCCGGGGAGCAGACAGUCUUUUCUGUUGGAAGGUUUCGGGUGACACAUACCGAUAAGAAGCUCAAUGGAGGCUUUAAUGCGCUGGCCGUCUCCGGGGACCAGCUGGACCAGUCCCAGGACAGCGAUGACAGAAAGGAGGGGAGCUAUAAUUUGAGAAGCAUGUUUAAAGAAGGCCGAUCCCCUGCAGAAAGUGCUAAAGGAGGGGCUGCAAAUGUGGGGAAACGGAAGAAAAGUGUGACUAUAUUUGGUCUGAGACGGGGCAGUGACCCUAUAGGGAUAAAAGUAAAAGAGGGGACAAGGAUGGAGACUGAAGGGAUCAAAUUUGCUGCCCAGCAGCCACCUGUAGUUCUGGAGGAACCUCAACAGACAGAUACUGAACAUAGUAUAAAACCUGCUUCCAAGCCUCAAAGUGAGCCUGUUGGAGCUCAGUGGGAGGCUAAAGACUCUGGUUCUGUUCAUUCUCUCCCUAUCCAGGGUCAGAAUCAAGCUCACAACUCCAAUCUGGGUUCUCUGGAACAAAUCAAACUCGUUCAAAGUCCUAAGCUUCAUGCACAAAGGCUGACACCGCCUCCCAGUGGGAGCACAGCAGUUUCUGUUCCCACCUCACUUUCUGCUCUAUCUGACAAAACAGUCAAUGUUGAUGAGUUCAAAAAGGGGGAGGAGGCUUACAGCCCAGGACCAGUACAGACCUCAACACCCAUCGCCCCAAUGCCGGCAUCCACCUCAGGUUUUACUCCUGCUAUAGCCACUGGUAAGUCCGAGCCCGGCACUCUCCAAGGAUCCUCACCUGGUCAGACUCCCUCCGAGCCCAUCUCCAGCACUGAUCUAGAGCUAGGAUCUGGUGCUGGAGCGAUGCGAAGUUUAGGUUCCUCCCCUCCAUCUUCUGACCCGAACAAGACUCUGCUCUCGGUGACUUCGGUAAAAUCUCCUACCUCAUCCCUGGCACAGUCGCCAAGCCCCCAAAGUAGCUCAAGAAAGUCACCAUUGAAGGAAACGGGAACUGCCUCUUCCCCCACCCUCAUAUCACACCCUAAAGUCCUGCCAGACCAAGAAAAGCUGAGCCCACCUACUCAUUUAUUGUCCUCUUUGGGAAAAAAUGCCAGCCCUUUAGAAGAACAAAUGCCAUCUCCCACAGUGGUUGACCCAAAGCGAGCAUUCACAAGCCCGUCCUCUCCCAGAAUGAGGUUACCUGUAACCCAACCGGACCUACAAGGAGACACAGUCCCGAAGACUGAAGAAAGAAGUGAAAAAAAGAGAGCUGGGAUUCUAAAAAACGCUAAAAGGUCUCCAGAAGCAAUAAAAGAAUCCGGCGCCUCUCCCACUGGGGAGCGUUUUAAAGACAGACCGAGCAGCUUGUCACCUUCAAGUCCAUCAUUCCCAACCUCCCCUCAAGGAGGCAGAAUAAGCAGCGUGACCGUGGUAAAAGCCAGCCCCGACAGCAAGAGGGAGUUCUCUGUUGUCACCAUGGUCGACGAGGAACCCUCUUCUCCAGUUAAAGGUCAGAAAGCAGAGACUUCUGAAAAAGCAUUGGGAUUAGGAGAAGAGGAUAGGAGCCCGGCUUCCUGUGAACAAAGAGACAUUUCUGUUGGUCAGUCAGAGGGUCCGACAAGAGAAACUUCAGGAACGAAGAUUAGUCAAGUGAGUCAAGAGAAGGAAGUUAUGAUGGAGAUGGAGGACAUUAAAGGGUGCAAAGUCGCGCCGGCUGAGGAAGAGAAAUGGGCAACAGGAUGAUGCCCACUCAUCCAGAAGUGAAGUCCUCAGAUGGUAAAAGGAUUUCCUCUGAGAGUGACCCCAUUCAGUCAGCUACAAGAAAUGAGCAUUUAUAAAACUAACCAAUUUAGAUCAUCAUUAGUAUGCUUUGAAAUAUUUAAGCACAGCAGUAAAGAUGUUGCAGGGAGACUGGAUAGGCCGAUUGACCGAAUGGACCACUGUAGAAAAGAGUUUUUUUUCUAAGAUUUUCUUAAAUUUGAAACGUGUGAAUUCUUUUUGGUUUGAACAGUGCCUGUCUAUGCUGCUAACACCACAGAGAUUUUCCACCGCUCUCAUUAUGUGUGGGAUGUAUGUGUGAGAGGGAGGGAGACGGGCCAUAGCUGCAUUUCCUCACAGAAUUAGCCAGCUUCUACCUAAAGACCUACAUUCCACAGAUUUAGCUCAGACAUUGGCAUUGUCCUCAAGAUGAAUCAUGGAUGUUAGUUUAAAAUGCAACAGGGAUGUGGGGAAAUGUUGCGAUUUAAAGGAGUCCAAACCUUUUCAGAUCUUUGUGCAAAUUUACCCAGUCUGUCGAGCCUCUUAAUCAUUCUCUGAGACUCUCAGAAACCUGCUGAGUUAAUUCUGCAAUACACUUAUCAGAAAAAUCAAACUCAGAUAAGAUUCCCUUUCUUAAACAUGAAAAUGCUCACAGUGAUUCAUAAUUUCCCCCAUCCAACCACAUCCAACUGUGGUUUACAAUGACCUUCUAUCUGUAAAUGUUCAUCUCCUUUUGCCCCCUCACGUGUAGAAGAAUCAAUGAUUAAUGAAGCACAUGUUUUUGCUCCUGUCUUUGACUGGCUUCUUUUCAACAUUCUAAAUGGUCCACAGACUACUAUGGUUCCAUGAUCUGGCCUCAUUCUUAGGCUGCUUCAUUUAAUUCGUUUAAAUCUCUGUCCCAUUUGCCUUCACUUUAAAAACCAGUCCAAGCCAUAUUUAUCUAUAAAGCACAUUUUAAACAGGCGGACUGAUCCAAACUGCUGUACAGUGAAAUGUAGAUUUAAAACCUUUAAACACAAACGUGCAAAGCUGCCUCAAAGCAAAUACAAAAAGGCAGAAGAAUUACAGCUUCAGCUUGAUGUCUGCCUUAACUGUACAGAGGCACCUUUUAGAACCACAGCCUACGAUCACUGCACCAUUUGUCGUUGCUCUUUUUUACGUUGGGCUCCACAAAAACUGAGUUUAAAAGAGAGUUUCAAUGCUGAAGAAGGGGCGGCACCAGAGGUAUUAACUUCUGCUUUCUUUUCAUUCAAAAGUCAUUGAACUAAUGCUUACAGGCCACAUUAGGUCUAUACCCGAUUCUAGUGAUAUUUAUGACUUCUUAUACUCAUUAAGCAUAUCACCAAGUCACAUGUUAAAGUCAAAUGUUGAGACACAUAACACACCCUAUCACAAACUUAACGACUUGAGUUUUUAAAUAUGCACGACUUUAACCAGGAGAAAAGAAUCGAACAAUCUGGUAGAGCUGACUGAUAAAGUGUUUUUAGAUAAGCAGCGAUCUUAUUUAUGAUUGUUUCCUUACGUUCUACACUGAACCACUUUACACCCCUCCACAGUGCGAAUCGUCCACUGCAAACACAAAAUGGUGUGUACAGAAAUGUCCUAAUGGUGCAGUAAGAAGUGGGCAUACUGUUAUCUGUGUAUGUAUACUUUCUCCAAUAAAUGGCAGCUUGCUGUGAACAUUGCAAUUAAACCUACCGUUUCUACCCAUUUUUCACCUUUAAACGACCGAGGUAAGUAAUUCUUUCAUCUUAUAAUGUAUUCGACUCCAAAAUGAACUGUUA
Messenger RNA from Menidia menidia (Atlantic silverside), 4285 nucleotides. Lineage: Eukaryota; Metazoa; Chordata; Actinopteri; Atheriniformes; Atherinopsidae. The record is from the annotation of a GenBank genome assembly.